CCCCCCCCCCUCCCCCCGUGUCUGCUGCUUUUGCUCUUUUCGAGACCUUUUCUCGAGUGAGUCCGACGCACGACGGAUACCAUAUAAUGCCAACUGCCUGGAAACUGUUUCUGAUCCGCCGUGCCACCACAGGAUAAUCCCAGGACCGAUCCCAUCCGCUGGAGCUUGCUUGCAGUUUAUGAAAUCCUUUUUGCGUUGCUUUCCUUACCAUGUACCUUUCGGCCAAGAUGAACUUGCGCUGGCGCAAGCAGACCCACUGGCCCCCGUCGCCGUGCGUGGAGGACGAGAUUGUCUCCCUGUCCCGCGAGCUACACGGAUUGUCCCAGCUUGGAGAAAGGCCCGGAGUCGAAGGCGUUUGCUCCCGAGGAACUGUCGACCAACACCCAGUCCUUGUGGAUGUGCUUUCCUACUCUUCAUACUCGCAGACAACCGUCUUCUUCGAGGAUACUUACCGUGACAGCGGCUCGGAUGACAAUGUAGGGCCGCUGACGCCGACGGAUGAGAGACAGGACCCGAUGCUCUACUACCUCGGGGGUGACCAGGCAGUCCCACUAUCUGCUCCACUCGCGGCCCAGAAGCCCUACCCCCUCCCCUCCAAGCCAGCUGUCCGGACAGAGGUUCCCACCCGUGGCUACCGCCCCAGCCUGGUGGAGACUAGUGCUCACAGAGACAGCACUUCCAAGAAGCCAGUCAUCUGGAAUCCAGAGGCUCCCACCCGGGGCCGUCCUGGCCGAGCGGACACCCAUGUUCAGAGAGACAUCCCUCCCAAGAGGGACACGGCCCAGAGUUCCCGGACUCCCCCGACGUCCUCCAAGCCACGCCCUCCUGCAGUCCAGAGCAAGUCUACCACGUCGUCGCCCCAACGACCGGUAAUCGUGAAGCAUGGCCGCUCCAUUGACACCCUUGCCUCCAAGUCUGGCUACCAGUCCGACACGGCGGCUACCAAGCCCAAGAAACCUGGCCAGCCUGAGCCCCAAACGGACAAGACUGAGCCCCCAGCGGACAAGAAGCCGUCCAUCAGUCCCAGCCUGGCGGCACGGUUGGAAGAGAAGAUACGCCAGAGGCAGGAGCUCCGUGCGUCGAAGGAGACCUCACAAGGCGAUGCCCUGGCGAAGGCGAGUCCUAGUCCGCCGGCGGCUGCCCAGCCAAGGCCCCCGAUCCAGCAUGCGGUCACGGAGCCACCAGUGGCCUCAUUUAAUCCAGUCCCACAGCGGCCUGCUCCAACCUCACAGCCCAGGUCAUCGUCGCUGCCAAGAGAACCGACUACUGACCGCCAUGCAGAGGCAAAUGUCGUGUCAUCCUCUUCGACGGCCGCCCCGGCACCAGUCCCACAACGCCCACCACUAGGGGACAUUAAGCCAGUCGCACGAUCCGUCUCUAGCGACAGGGGAGAGUCGUCCGCCCAGCUGCCAGCUCGACGGGCCGUGUCUUUUCUAGAUCAAGUGCCACAGAGGUCCUCUUCUCUCCCGAGAACCACGGAGGAUGCACCAGAGCGUCCGUUGCUGCCACCUCGGCGGAGCUCAUCCCAGGGACCUGCCCGCCAGACAUCGCCGAGACGCCAAUUCUUCCUCUCUCCUUGUCCCCGGUCAAUUGCCGUGGCUGGAUACCAGGACUGGCACACGAUCAAAGGGCUGCCUCACUUGGACAUCUGCCCAUCAUGCAUGAAGCAAAUGCGCAAAUCGAAGUUCCGUGACCUCUUCAUCCUGGGCAGUCCCCGACCCCGCGGCGAGAAAGUACGCUGCUCCAUGAGCGAAGCGUGGACGCGGCUGGCGUGGAUGCAAACCCUCAAGAAGCAGCUAGACCACCUCGACCUCCUUCACCAGAUCACCCGGUCAUCCAGCAUCAAACCGUGCUCGGGACGCACCAUCACUGACCAGCACUGGUACCGGGUUGUGGACCCCGAGACGGACAUGUAUCUGCCCCAGUUCAACGUGUGCUCCGGUUGCAUCCGCAACCUAAGGGCUCUGAUGCCCCAGCACCGGGACACGUUCAAACGGGGCUCAGUUAAGCAGGAGCGGGCCUGCGACUUCGUGACAGACAGCCCGCGGUUCGUGCGCUACAUCGACUGUCUGGACAUGGCGGCGAACCGGGCCGAGCUGGAACACACUCUGCGACCAGACGUGAGCGAGUUCCUCUCCUACGCGCGGCGCAAGGUGGUGCUGCGGGACUGUCGGCGGGACCGACCGAUCCUCAGCACGUGGCACUACAUGCCGCAGCUGCCGGAGCUCACCGUGUGCGAGGACUGCUACGACGACGCGGUAUGGCCAUAUGUCAAAGCCAAGCAGCCCAUCGCGCGCCGGUUCUCGACGGCGAUGCGCCUGCUCCCGGGCGACGGGCCGUCGCGGUGCCGCGAGGCCACGUGCCAGUUGUACUCGCCGCGCAUGCGCGCCAAGUUCCAGGAGGCGGUGCAGCUGAACGACCUGACGUACCUGAAGCGGGUGGCUCUGCGGCGGUGCGAGGCCGAGCAGCUGUUCCGGGUGCGGCAGGAGGAGCUCCUCGAGGACGCCAGUCGGGGGUAUGAUGUGGAGGGCGAGCUGCGGAAGAACGUGGAGGAGUGGAAGCGGUGCGAGUGAGGGACUGUAUAAUUUUUUUUUUUUCUUCUGGCUUUUUGUUUUGUACAUUUCUUUCCUUUUGUAUGUACAUGGUCAGGACCAGCCUGUAUGCUAUGAACGCUCGACUUGGGUAUAUACAACAUGUAUAACUUGUAUAACAUGCACCAU
Aspergillus heteromorphus CBS 117.55 is the source of this 2720-nucleotide messenger RNA. RefSeq lists its product as uncharacterized. Lineage: Eukaryota; Fungi; Ascomycota; Eurotiomycetes; Eurotiales; Aspergillaceae. Bases 210 to 2573 code for a protein of 787 amino acids. The transcript has a single exon. The record is from RefSeq and is a predicted model, not a curated record.